CGAUGAUGCCCAGGCACGCAUCCUGGCUUACCGGUACGUGGUGAUGGAUGCAGCAGGAUCUUUAUAACAAUCACAUUAGCAAGGGCUGCCUGCUCUGCAUACAUGUAAACAAGGCUGUCCAUCCAUGGGUUCCUGUUCUCGCUUGGAAGGAGCGUUGCUGCGGCAGGGUGCAGGGGUGGCCUGGUCCCAACCACCGCUUUUCCCCAGCCAUCGCGUUUCCACAGGAACAAAACCGCCCGCCCACAGCAACCACCUCUCACAGCCUGCACCACAUUGAAUCUCCAGAGACCGCUUACCUCUUACAACGUCCAUCCGUCUAAGCUUAACGUACUUUUCCUUCUGUCGGUCGGUCAACUAAUUGAUUCAUCGACCGCACAUUGACCUCACUCUUUGUCUGUCUUGAAGCAAAGACACGAGCCAACACGCGACAACUUACACGACAACAUCAGCAGGUCAAGCAGCAGAGGGGAGAAGCACAUCAUUUGUGCUGAUCGACUCUCCACGCUGCCCGACUUUGGCUGGUCUGCCAACCAAUACCAGCCAGAGUCCCUUCACAUGUCAACCCUUCCAAUCCACUCCUAAAUUCCAGUGUGAAGCGGGCCUGCUUCCACCACAGACAACAUGGCGCCAGCCGACCUCAGCGACAGCAUCGCAAGACUCGGACCCGUCGCUGCACGGUCCCUAUUACUCGCCCGCGAUGAUGCACCUAACAACCGGCCCAACCCUGAGUCCGGCAUCAUCCACCCCGAACAGUUCAACCAGAAGUUUCUCUUUAUCUUAUUCGGCCUGAUACCCGCCGCCUUCGUCAUAGUCGGCAUCUGGUUUUUUUUCCACGCCAAGAAUGGCGGCUUCUACUUCAAGGAGAACGAUUGGGACGACUACAAGUCUACUGUACUGCGUCGCAAGGGCCCGAACGGCACUACCUUGUCGGGGGCCACCACCGAGACCGACCUCGGCGGCGGCAGCGUGUAUAAGGACGUCGACGAUGGUAGCACAGAGGACGCCACCACUGUCGUCAGCGGCACGACGGGCAUUACCGGUAUCACUGGCGGCGUGAGCGACUUUGUCGGGCGGGAGAAGAGGCGCAAGAAGCGCGAGCAAAAGGAGCGCGACAGGGAAAAGCGCCGCGAGGAGAAGCGCCGCGAGAAGGAAGAGCUCAAGCGCAGUAAGGAGCGCAAGCGCGCCCGCAAGGUAGCCGAAGACGGCGGCGUGGUCGACGAGGACGCCGAGGCCGAGGCCGAGCAGUACCUCCGCAACUACCGGCACGAGAAACCCGCUCGCGUCGGCGGCAUCAACAAGGAGAGCGACUCCAGCCAGUGGGACGGCUCGACAAACCCGACCGAGUCGUCCAGGGGUGGCUACACGGAGAGCACCGUCACCUCGGAGCUCAUCAGCCACCGCGAGCGCACGCCGACCACCACCCCGGAGAAGCCCAAGAAGUCCAGCGGCAUCCGCAAGGUCUACUCCACCGCCGACAAGCGCGACUCGCGCGAGGCUGAGCGCAUCCGGGCCGAGGCCAAGAAGCUGCAGGAGAGGGGCCGCGCCGCGGCAGCCUCCUCCGCGGCGGGAGCGUCGUCAUCCCACAGGCGCAACUUCUCCUGGCAGCAGAACAACCGCGUCGAUGAGGACACCCCCAUGGCGCCUAGCAGCUACGGCCCCAGCGAGGACGUCGAGUCUAGAAUCCCCGGCAGCUGGGCCGAGAGUGAUGUCGGCAGCGAGGUCGGCACCAAGUCGUACCACCACGUCAUCCCCGGGCUCUCCGACUCGGGUGCCGGCUCGUCUGUCGCUGGCACUGACGUGAGGGACUACGCGGAGGAGAAGCGGAAGCGCAGGGGGGGUGCUGGGUACAGGCGGGAGAGGUAGGCCCUCUCGCUGUUGAGGUAUGUGAUGGGUGCUCCUUCAGAGAAGGCCCCACGCGCAGGGGUGUGAUUAUGGCGGUUAUCAUUAUGAUGGUUUACGAAUGCGACUUUACACGAGAGAAUGCACCGAGUUCCUACUUGUUGUGGAUACCUUUUCAUUUACGGAAGCACGGACGGAUUGCGCAUGGGGUGACAUGGGCAAAGGAUACGGACGAGAGCCGGGCUGGGAUGAGGGUUAUUUGAGGGAUCGGUACAUCUCCUUUGUGUCGCCGGGCGGAUCAGCCUGGCUUGGGUAUACAACAUUCGCGGCGUUUGUUAGCCGGCAAACUGAGCAGCAUUGUGAAUAUAAUGUAAAGAAGUCCAAAUCACGAGAUUGAUCGAU
This is a messenger RNA of Diaporthe batatas, 2241 nucleotides long. RefSeq lists its product as uncharacterized. Lineage: Eukaryota; Fungi; Ascomycota; Sordariomycetes; Diaporthales; Diaporthaceae. The coding region runs from base 622 to 1863 and encodes 413 amino acids. The record is from RefSeq and is a predicted model, not a curated record. The transcript has a single exon.